AUGAGUGCGCAAGUCUCCCUGGCCACUUGUUUGGCCAGAAUGUAUGAAGGAGGCAAUCCCGACUCUCAGAAAAAAAGUGAGUCUGUUGUUCAAGUAAAGAAACCAUCAGGUGCCAGUCAAAGCAAUGUUGCCAAUAAUCUAAGCAUGAUGGAUGGGAAACUAAGUCUUCUUAACGAAAAGGUAGAUCAAAUAGUAAACUUCCAAAGACAAGUUCUUACGAAAUUGGAGGAUAUGUCUCAAGAAAUGUGUGACUUGGAAAAGAACAUUGUUAUACUAAAAACAUUAAAAGGCACCAAUGAAGUGGUGGGUGAGAAGAAAGGAAGCACUAAUUUCUUGCAACAUGCUGACUGCCUCAGUCAGGCAGAGGUGAAGCCUUUAUUCAUGGAACUGCUCAAGCUGGUUACCUCGGUACACGAAGGCACGACAAAGCAAAAGGAGAAGUUAGAAGGCAUUGAGAAAAUGGUGUCAGCAGUUGAUAAAGCCAUUCAUUUUGUGGGUGAAACCUUCAAAAAUUCUCACAUAAUACAGUUUAUACUUAAAGGAACAGUACCUUGGAAAAAAGGAAGCCUAACAGAAUUUUCAGAGGCAAAGACUAAAGUUGAAGAAAAAGAUGCCAAAGCCAAACAUGGAUUUAGCCACAGAGGAAUCCAAGUACAGUUAAACAAAGAAGUGUUUGAAGGGAGCAAUGAAUGUGAAGACACUCAGUCUUGUGCAAACAGCCAGAAAUUUAAAGAUGCAGAGAGCAUUGUUCUAACUGAAGGACAGGCAAGGCUUCAUUGUAACGAAGGAACCCCCACAUGUCAGCCCUCAGAGACUGCAGCCAAGCACAAAGAUUUGGGAUGCAUUGACUCUCAAGGAGCUCCGGUGAAGACAAAUAAUUCUGGGGCCGCCAGCAGGAAAAAGGCAUGUCUUGCAACAAGGAGCGUGAAGGAAAGUAAAGAAUGCACACAGAAUCAGAAAUCAGCAGAAGACCAGCAGAAAGAAAUGACUAAAGUAAGCACAAAGAAUGUGGAAUAUCAGGCUCAGAGGACUGAGGGAAGUGAGGGAAAGGAAAAUGAUAAGACAAAGGCUGCAAUCACGACAGAAGCUCCAGAGAUCAUAUUGGCUACUGACCAGCCAAAGUUUGAUGAAAGCUCUACAUUGCUUCCAGAAAGGACUUCUGGCUCAAUAAAGAGAAGGCUAUCCAAGCCUACUGAGGCAGUGAAUCUGGGCAUUAAGGUCACCAAAGAAAAUGAGCCUAUAAAUUUUAAAGAGCUGAAGGAAUCCCUCAAAAAGCUCAAUGAGCAGCAAAAGGCCACAGACAUUGCAAAAACUGAUUUAUGGCAGAAAUCAGCAAAGGGAACAAAACCCAUCACUGCGGCAGCAGAUGUAAGAGUCAGCAAACCUUCCAAGCAGUCUGAAAACCAGCAACAAGCUUCACAAGGCAUCAAAACCCAAUCAGGUCAGAAAAGUGAAGGAAGCAUUCAGGGUUGUCAGAAUCAAACAGAAAACCACUGUGAUUCACAAAAACAUGAUUCUGAAGAGCCCCUGACGGCCAGCAAAGAACCUGACAAAGUGAGUGAACUGGCAAAGGGAGAAACAGAUUCCACAGACACCACAGCCAAAGCAGAGAAAACACAGGAAGAUGUUGAAAAGUCAGAAGAUUUCAAAAUCAUUAUCGAUGAUAGUCCAUCACCACCAGCCCCUUUCAGUCAUCGUAUUGUGACCACCAAACAAAUUCAAGUCGCCUCCGUAUACACCGUUCACCAUGAAGAGGUGCUAGGAGGGGGUCGAUUUGGCCAGGUUCAUAAAUGUGCGGAAACCUCAACAGGCCUUGAACUUGCUGCCAAAAUAAUAAAGGUUAAAGGACCAAAGGAGAGGGAAGAAGUAAAAAAUGAAAUAUCUGUCAUGAAUCAGUUAAGUCAUGUCAACCUGAUCCAGCUUUAUGAUGCCUUUGAAGCCAAGAACAACGUCACCUUGAUUAUGGAAUAUGUUGGAGGUGGGGAACUGUUUGAUCGAAUCAUUGAUGAAAACUAUAAGCUCACGGAACUGGACACCAUCAUCUUUGUGAAGCAGAUCUGUGAAGGUAUCCAAUACGUACAUCAACAGUAUGUGCUGCAUUUAGACCUGAAGCCAGAGAAUAUUUUGUGUGUAAACACCACAGGAAAUCAAAUCAAGAUUAUUGACUUUGGUCUGGCCAGAAGGUAUAAGCCAAGAGAAAAACUAAAAAUUAAUUUUGGUACCCCGGAAUUCCUUGCCCCAGAAGUGGUGAAUUACGAUUAUGUUUCAUUCUCCACUGAUAUGUGGAGUGUGGGAGUUAUCACCUAUAUGUUGCUGAGUGGCUUAUCCCCUUUCCUGGGUGAUCAUGACACUGAAACCAUGAACAAUGUUAUCAAUGCAAACUGGGAAUUUGAUGACGAAGGAUUUGAAAAUGUUUCCGAGGAAGCAAAAGAAUUUGUUUCAAACCUUCUAGUGAAAGAAAAAUGUGGCAGAUUCAGUGCGUCACAGUGCCUGAAACACAAAUGGCUGAACAACUUAACAGAGAAAGCAAACAAGUGUAGAGUCCGCCUUCGAUCUCAAGUGAUGUUACAGAAGUACAUGUUACAGCGCCUAUGGAAGAAAAAUUAUUACGCAGUUGCUGCAGCAAACAGGUUCAAAAAGAUCAGACAACAGAGUUUGUGCAAGAACGCUUAGCCUGUGAUUUGGGAUACAGCAACAGAAGAAAUGGCACAGCCUGGUAAAUAACAAAUCAGGCACUUUAUCAUCACAGAAUUGGAGGAUCUUCCUUUUGUAUGGACUACAUUCAGAUGCUAUAUUUUAAACAUUUAAGCAGCUGUUCAUAAAAAUUUGGCCAAACUGAAUGAUGAAAUUCAUAUAAUCUUUCAAAGCAGAAAUAUGGAAAAUACUCUUUUUCCCCAAAGAUUUACCAGAUCUGGUAGCACCUUUACCUUUCUAAUGCCGAGCCAUCACUCAAUAGAUGCCUCUUAGAAUGCUAUGCAAAAUUAUAAUUACGUAAAGUCAACCUACUAACCAAUGACUAGAAUUCAAUUUGACAUGUUGACAAUAUGAGAAUCUGAUAAGAAUGAAUUUAAAAAAGAAUGCUUCAUCCUACAAUGAAGCAGACUAAAAAUUGUUAUAGAUUAGUUACUAGAAAAUUGUACUAGACAUUGAACAAUAGAAAGUGAAAAUAAAUCCCUGGAAGGAUGAAUCACUAGCAACAUAAUCCUUCAGUAAUCUUUUUUAUUUUUUUUUUAAAACACCUUAAGCUUUAUUACUAAUGUUAAUUUAGGUGCAGGGGGUUUUAUACUUGACAACCAAAAUGUUACUACAGUCAAGUAUAAGUCAUAGGAUUAACCAAAGUGAGUAUAUAGAUUGGCAUUAACAAUGUCAUAGAUUUUUUUCCAGGUAAAAUUUGCUUUAUUGCUAACAUUAUAUCAUGUAUUAACAUUUUGGAAACAUUAAUAUCUAGUUUCUGAGGAACAUUCAAAAGAAAUUGCCAGUAGCUUCGCAUUGUGAUGAGUACGUCAUUUUUUAACCUGUUUAUUGUUUUCUAGAUAUUACUGUGUUUUGAGUAAUGUUGGAAUGGCAAAGAAAAUGAAUGCAACCAAGUAGCCUCUUAAAAAUAAUACUGGGCAUUGUUCCCCACCCUAUCUUCUUAACACAAUUAAAUUAUAUCCUUUAUCAGCCUGAAUUCAUCAUUGGGGAAAUUAUAAUAAGCGUGUUUUUUUAAGUCUAUUAAGUCAAUAGCAAUUUUUUACUUGUUUAACAUCAGUAGUAUCAAUAUUGAAACUAUUAGAAAUUUAACACAAUUGCAAAGAUAACUGUAAUUAAUUUUACAAAUAUUAAACCAAGUAGAUGCUGCUCUAGAAAAUUCUAUGCAUUGAUUUUUGCUGUAGAAGAUGUACAGCGCUAUAAAUAGAAGUACUCCAAGAGGCACAAUAAUGUCAUAUCCAAAAACUCUCAGCAGUACUAACCUUCAGUUGACAGCUGAUGAAAGAAAUGGGCUAUUAAUCACUAUGGCAAUGCAAGACGUAUGGUCAGGUACCAGUCUCCUGUAAACCAAUUGAUUCUAAUGUUACUACUUUAAUCUCCCUGCCCUUUCCCAUUCCUCCCAUGCAGCCCCACUAUUUUCUGUGCUAGUUAUGAAAAUAUAAGCAGGCUUAAGCAAUCCUGGUAUUUGUGCUUAAUUUGAGAUCUGAGAUUGGAGAGGUUUUGCGUGAACAGUAUCUCUUCCAUUGGAGAGUUUAUAAUGUGAUUAUCAAAAUGGCAGAGGAGACUUCCCAAUCACCUAAAUGCCUAUAAUAUAGGACAAGUUAAAAUCAAACAUUUUUCUUUUAAAAUUCAUUUGAAUGUUCCAAAUAGAAGUAAUCUGAAAUGCAUUUUCGAAGCAUAUACAAGAAAGAAAGACCCAAAGCUUUCACAUCCUCUUUAACCCAAUUUGCAUAUCUCAGAAUCCUAAUAAAGGUAGAGGUGGUUACUGACAAAUUCACAGAUGUUUGUGCGAUAUAUGCCAGCUUCUGCAUUCAAGUUUCGGUCAGCACCAAAAUGAUGAUUCUGGUCCUGAAGGCAAGGUUCCUUGAGAGACCCAAAGAGCAAAACAGUCUGAGAGUUUCCUGACUGAUUUGCUCUACACAAUUCAACAGUUCAGAAGGCCAAGCAGAAAACCCUGGCCAAAAUGGAUAUAGGAUUCAACAUUGUAGAAUUCACAACUCAAUAGAAAUACACAAUCAUUCACUGAAUUAUUGUCACUGCCCUGUAUACAUACCCUUAACAAUAUCUUCAACACUCAUUGCUCUUCUUUUCCUACAAGAAUACUAAUACCUCUGUGUUUCAGAAACUAACUAGGCCACUUUAUCUCAAAACAUGAUCUCAAGAAAACUCACAAGCUUUGUGCUAUUUCGGUUAUGUCUCUUUAGGCUUUGUUAAGAGGACUGGUAUGUAGUAACAUCCUAAGGAAAUAAAAACCUUAUUUUACAAAUUCACAGUGAUAAUUGCAAGGGUUUAAUAAUACUCUUGGGAUCUCAAAAAUCUCAGCAAUUGGCCCCUGAAUAUUGCAAUAAAUCAUUCUCUCCAGAACCUGAAAACUCCAGUAAAUAGUAGAAGAUAGGAUGAUCAAAGCAUGUCCCAGGUUCCAAUAGACAAGCCUACUGAGUUUAAUCCUAAUCUCUGGUACUGUCUUUAUGAAGUUCACCUUGUAACCGAAUAGAAUAGUAGGCAUAUCGGGCACUGUGAAUUACCUAUAGGUGAGAGGAAGAAUCUAGGGGAGACACAAGGAGAGUGUGGGAAGAAUAAAAUUUUGAUGAGUACAGGAUUAAAUUAACAGCUGAUUGGUUCAUAUUUGGUUGACUACAAGCCAGCUGUUACCCUGCUCAGUGGCUAUGCUACCUCACUCUAAAGUCCCUAAAGUUGGGCAAUGUGUACUGGCAUCAAUUUUUGGGGUUGAAGCUGUGAAAUCAGUAUUCACUGCCUGCUAUAGAAAAGAGUUAUCAUUGUUACAUUUAAACACAAUAUUUUUGGACUAUACAGUGAGGACUUUAUAGCUUUCCUGAGGAAAGUGGAGAUACUUUGUGUAUCAUUCUUCAGGAAGAUAACUUCUUUACAUACAACUAGCACAACAUUUUGAAUGUAGCAGUUUGAUAAAUUCAAGGAUUUCAAAGCUUAGGAAAAAAUAAUUCACCUUCUCACUGGUUGCCCAGCAGUAUCUUUCGGACUGUGAUAGCAAUUGCUUUGUAUAACUGAAUGUUAACAGUGGUAUACUAUGAAAAAUGACACCUCUAACAGCGCUGGAUGGCCCAUAGGUAAAAUGCUAGAAAUUAAUACAUCAAUUAACUAUACAGCCACCGAUGCACCUCACUGAGCCAAUAAUUUCAAGAGGAGCAAGUGACUUGAUUUAUGUUCUUGUGGUCUAUAUUUCAGAAUAGUAAGGUCAUAAUGCAAAGCUGGGGAAUGACAGCAAUAUUGAAACUGCACGUUUUAACUUCAACAUCUUUAUAUAAAACUAGAAAGGAGAAAGUUUUACCUGCAUGCAUAUUUAAGAAACUGAAUUAAGAAUAUGUAUUGCUGCUCUUUUUUUUUGGGAAUUAAAAUGUGAACUGCAUGAAAUUUAUGCCUAUGAAUAUGGAACGUUAUUUUAGUUUUCAGUCAUCACUGCUUCCAUAAUUCAGUAAAAGUGUAUGCAUGACCUUCCAUGAAGGCAAACUUAAAAAAGGUUAAUUUUAUAGCUAAAAUGUGUUGAAUUUUUGCAAUGUCUAACUUUGAAAUAUAACACAACAUUCAAAAAUAAAGC
Hypanus sabinus (Atlantic stingray) is the source of this 6265-nucleotide messenger RNA. RefSeq names its product myosin light chain kinase 3 (gene mylk3). NCBI's taxonomy places the organism in Eukaryota, Metazoa, Chordata, Chondrichthyes, Myliobatiformes, Dasyatidae. Gene Ontology annotation, biological process: intracellular signal transduction; protein phosphorylation; positive regulation of apoptotic process. The record is from RefSeq and is a predicted model, not a curated record. Bases 1 to 2673 code for a protein of 890 amino acids. The transcript is spliced from 13 exons. Gene Ontology annotation, molecular function: protein serine/threonine kinase activity; ATP binding. Gene Ontology annotation, cellular component: cytoplasm; nucleus.